GGUCAAAGUACAUAGGAUAUAAUAUAACUAAGCUUAGAAGUUUUCUCUAGUGAGGAAAGAAAGCUUCCUUAUAAGCUUCCCAUCUGAUUGUGCCUCUUGCAUGCAACGGUGCUUUUAGUGCUUGUUUGCGUGAAAAGAACUCGUGGAUCAUAAAAUCAUGGCAUUGAAAUAUCAUAAUUUUUUUUCCCUUUUGCUUUUGCUUGUGAAUCUGAGCUUUCAUGGAAAUAUUGCUGCUCAGAAUGCUAAGUUAGCAGCUUCUUUCAUCUUUGGGGACUCAUUGGUUGAUGCAGGAAACAACAACUAUCUUUCAACUUUUUCCAAGGCAGACGUUCCCCCCAAUGGAAUUGAUUUCAAGGCCUCUGGAGGAAAUCCCACAGGACGUUUCACCAAUGGAAGAACCAUUAGUGAUAUUGUUGGAGAGGAAUUAGGACAACCAAGUUAUGCUGUCCCAUAUUUGGCACCAAACACAACUGGGAAAACCAUACUCAAUGGAGUGAAUUAUGCUUCAGGAGGAGGAGGGAUUCUCAAUGCAACAGGAAGCUUAUUUGUGAAUAGGCUCGGAAUGGAUAUUCAAAUAAAUUACUUCAACAUAACAAGAAAACAGAUUGACAAGUUGCUAGGCAAAUCGGAGGCGAGAGAUUACAUAAUGAAGAAAUCCUUGUUCUCCAUCAUUGUUGGGUCCAAUGAUUUCUUAAACAAUUAUCUUCUUCCUUUUGUUUCCUCUGGAGUGAGAGUUUCUCAAAAUCCGGAUGCUUUCGUCGAUGACAUGAUCAAUCAUUUCAGGAUCCAACUAUACAGACUUUACCAACUGGAAGCUCGGAAGUUUGUGAUCAGCAACGUUGGCCCAUUAGGCUGCAUACCUUACCAGAGGAUUAUAAAUGAGCUGAACGAUGAAGAUUGUGUGGAUUUGGCUAACGAGCUUGCAACCCAAUACAAUUCCCGAUUGAAAGAUUUGGUUGCUGAGCUAAAUGAAAACCUCCCUGGAGCCACCUUUGUCCUCGCAAAUGUGUAUGAUUUAGUGUCGGAGCUGAUCGUAAAUUAUCAUAAAUAUGGAUUCACAACAGCAAGCAGAGGUUGCUGUGGAAUUGGAAGUGGAGGUCAGGUUGCAGGGAUAAUCCCAUGUGUGCCAACAUCUAGCUUGUGCUCAGAUAGGCACAAGCACGUGUUCUGGGAUCAAUACCACCCAAGUGAGGCAGCCAACAUAAUACUUGCCAAGCAGCUUAUUAAUGGAGACAAGAGAUACAUAUCUCCAAUGAAUCUUAGACAACUCAUUGAUCUUUGAUCAUUAAUUUCCAUGCCUUAUUUUGUCCACGCAGUUUUCUUUUUCUUCCUUGAUUCUCUGUCAAAGUGUGUUACUGUAGCUGUCUAAAAGGUGGUCAAGCCUUUUUUUUAUUUUUUAUUAUUGCAACAUAAUAUGAAUUUUACAAGCGUAGUUUGCUUCCUUAACUAACGCAUGUAUGGUUUCAAGAUUUUAUCUAAUUGCUGGUUUAAGUUUGA
Molecule: messenger RNA, 1497 nt
Organism: Glycine soja
Lineage: Eukaryota; Viridiplantae; Streptophyta; Magnoliopsida; Fabales; Fabaceae
Product: GDSL esterase/lipase At2g23540-like
Exons: 5
Coding region: 158-1282 (374 amino acids)
Molecular function (GO): hydrolase activity, acting on ester bonds
Source: RefSeq, a predicted model, not a curated record